Messenger RNA from Lacerta agilis (Sand lizard), 3756 nucleotides. RefSeq names its product membrane palmitoylated protein 7 (gene MPP7). The transcript has 18 exons. Gene Ontology annotation, biological process: protein localization to adherens junction. Lineage: Eukaryota; Metazoa; Chordata; Lepidosauria; Squamata; Lacertidae. Gene Ontology annotation, molecular function: protein binding. Gene Ontology annotation, cellular component: cell-cell junction; plasma membrane. The coding region runs from base 248 to 2008 and encodes 586 amino acids. The record is from RefSeq and is a predicted model, not a curated record.
GCCUGGGCAGCCCAACCCGACGGGCACCGAGCGGCGCGGUGCGGCGCGGCGAAUGAAUAAGGGGCUACGGAGCGGUCGCGGCGGCCCCCGGAGCAGAAGGGGCGCCGUUGGGCGCUGAGGAUUUCUUUGAAAUUGCCUCACUCUCGUAGAAAACUCAGCUGCAUGUAAUUGAACUGAAACUUUCUACCUCCUUCUGGCUCCAGCACUGUUCUAGUGUGUGUCCUUGUUGCAGCUCACAGACUAAACCAUGCCUGCUUUAUCAACAGGAUCUGGAGGUGACACAGGUUUGUAUGAGCUGCUGGCUUCAUUGCCAGCCCAGCUGCAGCCACAUGUGGACAGCCAGGAAGACCUGACCUUCCUCUGGGAUAUGUUUGGUGAAAAAAGCCUUCAUUCACUGGUAAAGAUCCAUGAAAAACUGCAUUACUAUGAAAAACAGAGCCCUGUGCCCAUGUUGCAUGGCGCAUCAGCCUUGGCAGAUGAUCUGGCUGAAGAGCUGCAGAGCAAACCACUGAACAGUGAGAUCAGAGAAUUGUUGAAACUACUGUCAAAACCCAAUCUCAAGGCUUUGCUUUCUGUGCAUGAUACUGUUGCCCAAAAGAACUACGACCCAGUGUUGCCUCCCAUGCCUGAUGAUAUUGAUGAUGAAGAAGACUCUGUGAAAAUAAUUAGGCUAGUGAAAAAUAGAGAACCGCUGGGAGCUACUAUUAAAAGGGAUGAACAGACUGGAGCUGUUGUUGUGGCUCGAAUAAUGCGUGGAGGUGCUGCAGAUAGAAGUGGUCUCAUUCAUGUUGGUGAUGAACUUAAGGAAGUUAACGGAAUUCCUGUAGAUGAUAAAAAACCAGAAGAAAUUAUACAAAUUCUGUCCCAGUCGCAAGGAGCCAUUACAUUUAAAAUUAUACCCAGUAUCAAAGAAGAAACUGCAUCUAAAGAAGGAAAGAUCUUCAUGAAAGCUCUGUUUGACUAUGAUCCCAGUGAGGAUAAAGCAAUUCCCUGUAAAGAAGCUGGACUUCCUUUCAGAAAAGGUGAUAUUCUUCAGAUCAUGAGCCAGGAUGAUGCAACUUGGUGGCAAGCCAAGCUUGAAGGUAAUGCCAAUCCCAGGGCAGGCUUAAUUCCUUCAAAGCAUUUCCAAGAAAGGAGGCUUGCACUAAGAAGAUCAGAUGUACAGGUUCAGCCCUUGAAAAUUUCCAAUAGAAAAUCAUCUUUUUCCUGGAUGGCUACAGAGUUUGCAGCUGGUUUUAGGAGGAGUUUUCGUCUCAGCAGAAAAGAUAGAAAAACAAACAAGACUAUGUACGAAUGCAAGAAGAGUGAUCAGUACGAUACAGCAGAUGUCCCAACUUAUGAAGAAGUAGCAAAGUAUAGACGACAGCCCAAUGAGAAAUACAGACUUGUUGUCUUGGUUGGGCCUGUGGGUGUAGGAUUGAAUGAACUUAAACGGAAAUUGUUAAUCAGUGAUACUCAGCAUUAUGGUGUAACCGUGCCACACACAACAAGACCAAGAAGAAGCCAAGAAAGUGAUGGCAUUGAGUACAUUUUUAUUUCCAAGCACCUGUUUGAGACAGAUGUACAGAACAACAAGUUUAUUGAAUAUGGGGAAUAUAAAAACAAUUACUAUGGAACGAGCAUAGAUUCAGUUAGAUCUGUUCUGGCUAAAAAUAAAGUUUGUUUGUUGGAUGUGCAACCUCAUACAGUAAAGCAUUUAAGGACAUUAGAAUUUAAACCAUUUGUCAUCUUUAUAAAACCUCCUUCAAUUGAGCGUUUGCGAGAAACGAGAAAAAAUGCCAAGAUAAUUUCAAGCAAGGAUGAAAAAGGUGCUGCCAAGCCUUUUCAAGAGGAAGACUUUCAAGAAAUGAUUAAAUCAGCACAAAUUAUGGAAAGCCAAUACAGCCACCUUUUUGACAAAGUUAUAGUAAAUGAUGAUCUUACUACAGCUUACAAUGAGUUGAAAACAACCUUUGACAGACUGGAGCGAGACACCUUUUGGGUUCCAGUCAGUUGGGUGCAUUCAUAACACUAAACAAAUAAAAUGUUUCAUAAUAUUUUAAUAAGGUACUUAGUUGGAUCUAAAUGGACAUUUUGUUGGUGGGAAGCUUUUCUAGCUUUGGCAAACUGGUGCAUUUACAAACGUGGUGCAGUGGAAUGUUGAUCUUAUUUUUCUGUGUGUAAACCUUCCUGUUUGGAAUAGGGGUUCGGAGGCAAAAUAUCACAGUGAAGCCUUAUUUUUUACCAGAUUCAAUUUACUGGUUUUUGAAGUGAAUCUUCAGCUAUUACGAUACCACAUUUCAUCACUCCAGUGUGACAUAUCCUUUAAGCUGAGCUUUGAUAUUAAAAAGUCUUAAGGUCUGAUAUCAGUGUUUAAGUAGCUUCCAAUUUUGCUACUUUCAGACCUGGAUGAUAGUUAGCACUUGAAAUUUUUCAAACGGGGAGAUGCAAAAGUGGCUAUCAUUUCUUUAACUCAAAUACAAAUAUUUGAACUUGCUUACAUUCAGUCCGAAUUUUGUGUGUGUGCUGAGUAUUGUCUUCCACAUCCAGACUGACUUUUACCACAACAGCAAAUUUUAUUUACCGAUAUGUUGGUGGAAAAACUUUCUUGGAUCUUUUCAAUAAGCAAUAAUAUUGCUCUGCAUCUUGAGUAUUUGUAGAUUACCCUUGGGUAGUAUUCAAAGCAAUGCAUCAAAGCUUAGAUUGGGGUAAUUCUAACAAAGAUAACAGGGUGGAGGGUUAUUCUUUGGGAAAGAGACAGUUGGGUAAAUGGAUUUUAUUUAUAUAAGUGCUUCAUUGUUUUAAUUAUAAACCUUUCUAAAACAGUCUUUGAGAAGCUAUUUUUUUAUUUGAAAAUUUGUAAUUAAAACUAGUGGAUCAUUCUCAUUUUACACUGACCCAGAGCUGUGUUUUCUGGAAUGAAGAAAGUGUUUUUUAUUUUAUUUUUUGCUUCUUCUUGAUUUCCUCUUGACACAAAGUUUAUUAGUAGAUGAAAAGAGAAAUACUUAUUGUGUUCAAGUGAAUUUGCCUUUCCAAUUUAUACGUGACAGUGAUGUAUCAGAGGCUUAGUAUGCAAACAGGAAGUCCAGUUAUUUUAUGUUAAUGUAUAAAAGGGUUAGCUGUCUUAUUUAAAGGCAAAAGAAUUUAGUGAGACUAUAUAUAUUUAUGAAAAGGGGUGAGAAGGGAUAUAUUAAUUUUUUUGCAUUUCUUGUCAAUGUGAUCAUUUAUUAAACAGAUCCCUAGGUGUCUGUGAUUUGAAACACUGGCUUUAUAAACACAACAUUCCAUGUAAAUGUUUUAGUUUAGAUACAGAUAAACCACCAGGUCUUUGCAAAUGUAGUCUAAAUAGAUGGUUGGUUUUUUGGUUCAUUGCAUUCAUGUUUUAAAAUUGUGUAAUACAAGGGAAGUGCCAACAACCAAAAUAUCAUCUUUUGGAAACAUUUGUGCUAGGGUGACGCAUGUAGCCUGGCCCUGAACAUCCAUCAUGUAAUGUUGAGUGUCUCAGGUUUUACUGUUUUUGGUGAUCUAUGGUUGUACUUCAGCACCAAUUAAUUGCAUGAAAAAUACUGCACUGGAUUUCAACCCCACACCACCGGCUGUGUUUCAGUACUGCUUUAAAUAAAUCACUGUGGUUGUUUGUUUGGCAUUGUGUAUCUUUGACAUUCAGUGCGUACUGCAAGAGCCAGUGCCAAGAAUGCUGGGUAUCUGUCAAUAUCUACAUUUUGUAUAUGAGAGGAUCAAAACACUUGUUUAGAAAUACAUUUGUCCUGUUUGUCA